AGUUUGGGCAGCACCAGCUGGUCCAUGUUAGCACCUUAUGCUAGUAGAUUAUCCUGACAUAUUCACCAACCUAAAUGAGAUAACAAACCAUCCGACCAUUAAUGAACACUAUGAGCGAUCACUAUGAGAGAGUGAAGAUUGAGCUCCAGCAGAUGAAUGCGGUGGAGAGCGAGGCCGCGGCCGACGAAGAGCAGCUGUCCCCGGCCUCAGUGUCUUCAGUCCCCGCUGACGCCUCCUUCGCGGCUCGGAGAGACCUCUCCAGAAGUAGCGGCAAUGGGAGAAGUCGGAGUAAAAGUAGGAGCAAAGCUGACGGUCAAGAGAGACAGGUGAACGGCAAACUAAUGUCAGAUCUGACGCCACAGAAGUCAGACUAUUCACAGGAAAAAGGACAUAGCCGUGCGAGCAACGAGCAAAACAUUAAAGGUACGUUAAGUCUUUUAAAGGGCAAAACUGCGGCAAACGGUCACGUUGAGUCAUGCCAGAGACAGACAGAAGGGAAAUGUGAGCACCAUGGGAAAGAGGACGGGAGCAAGGUGGCCAAAAAGAGGAGAGCUGUGACGGUGGACACCUCCAAAGCGAAGACGUCGCUCGAAGCGCUGAAAAUGAGCAUCAGACAGCUGAAGUGGAAAGAGUUUCCGAUAGGUAGGCGGACAGCCUGUGAUAUCUACUGGCACGGUGUCUCGUUUCAUGACAAUGAGAACAUCGUCUCUGGGCAAGUCAACAAAUUCCCAGGAAUGAUAGAGAUGCUGCGGAAGAUAAACCUGAGUCGUGCCGUGCGCACCAUGCAAGAGCUGUUCCCGGAGGAGUACAACUUCUACCCACGCUCCUGGAUACUGCCCGAGGAAUACCAGCUCUUCUCCACACAGAUUCGUCUCCUGAAGGAUAACGAUUCAACCCUCAAACCCACUUUCAUUGUCAAACCGGACAGCGGAUCCCAGGGCGACGGCAUCUACCUCAUCCGUGACCCUGCUGACCUUCGGGCUAUCUCAGGUUCUCAGAUCAAACAAGCCGUUGUUCAAGAAUAUAUCCAGAAACCCCUGCUCAUCGAUAAGUUGAAGUUUGAUAUCCGCCUCUAUGUUCUGGUCCGCUCGUUGGAGCCUUUAGAGAUCUACAUUGCUAAAGAGGGUCUGUCCAGGUUCUGCACAGAACCCUACCAAGAACCCAGCCAGAAGAACCUCAGUCAUGUUUUUAUGCACCUUACCAACUAUUCCCUUAAUGUGCACAGCGGGAACUUUGUCCACUCCGACAGCUGCAGCACGGGCAGUAAACGCACCUUCUCUAGCGUUCUCUAUCGCAUAGCAUCUAAAGGAGUGGACAUCAAGAAGGUCUGGUCAGACAUUAUUGCUUUGGUUAUCAAAACAGUAAUUGCACUUGUGCCUGAACUGAAGGUGUAUUACCAGGCAGAUAUACCGCCUGGAAAACCAGGACCGACAUGUUUCCAGAUCCUGGGCUUUGAUAUCCUGCUGAUGAAGAACUUGAAGCCUGUUUUACUAGAGGUCAAUGCCAAUCCCAGCAUGAGGAUUGAACACGAGCAGGAGGUGUCACCUGGUGUGUAUGAAUAUGUACCGAGUCCAGUAGAUGAGGAGGUGAAAGUGGGUGUGAUCAGAGACACGCUGCGGCUCAUGGACCCCGCUCAGAGGAAACAACACGUAACUUUAAACACGGGGGGCGGUUCACCAGAAGACGGUAUUGCUGUGGAGACAGGAAGUGAUGAGAAAGAAGGCUUGAUGGAUUCUCUUCCAACUUUGUGUUUAAAACAAGUCUUCCCCAAAUACACCAAGCAGUUUAAUAACUUGCGGGCCGUGGAACGCAUUGCUGCCAUUUUCCUGCGCUUCCUUGGUGUCAAAGGAACCAUGAGACUGGGGCCGACCGGUUUCCGAACCUUCAUCAGGAACUGCAAGCUGAGUAACAGCAGCUUCUCGAUGGCUUCAGUGGACAUCCUGUACAUCGACAUCACACGCCGCUGGGCUGGAAUGCUCCCCGACUCCAGAGAAGCAGGAAUGUGUCUUCAGGCAUUUAUUGAGGCCUUCUUCUACCUGGCAGCACGCAGGUUCAAGGCUGUACCCCUGCGGGAGCAGGUGGUCUUGUUGCUGGAGGUGUGUGAGGGGGCACUCGAGGGGCAGAGCCACAGUGAGAAGCCACGGCCACACCGGUCACAACCAACUCAAUCAUCAGCGCCAAACACGUUCAGUUCCCCAGCACUGACACGCCGACACCAUCUACGGCAACAGCCGAUGCAACUCUCUGCUAAAGCAAACACAGAGAACUGACAAUCUCACACAUACAAACAGUUCCAUGACUUCUGAGGAAUGUCCAGUGGGCAAUGCCAUGUGCUUUUGAAUAAAUAAACAAGAAUAAUGAACCCAAUAUCAUCAAAUAUAGAAGCCAGGAUAGAUUCACUCUCUGUGCAAUAGCUUUAAGUUGAAUUGUUUAUACACAGCUCAGAUAAAGAUAUUUCUUUCACCACACUACACAGAAAAAAUGUAACAGAAUACAUUCAUGUGUGUGUUCUGAUGCCAGUACACUAACACUUAGGCACUUGUUUCAGUGCUAAAUGAGUGGACAGCGUGUGUGUGAGCAUGUGACUUGUGCCACGUUGCUCCUAUAUGCUUACCUUCAGGUAAUGUGGGUAGUAUUUGUGUGAAUCAAUCACUGCAGGGAUAAGAAAGCAUCCUUGAGAAAAUAUCCCAGGGAUUCAAUGUUUCUUAAAGGGAAGGGAUGCUGUCGUAACACCACUUCACUUCAGAAAAGCAGCUAAUUAUCUCAAAUGGCCACCUUUAACUAGGCAGAACACGCUGGCCUUUCGUUAGGGAAUGUUGUUAACACCAGGCAUGGCACCAAGUGCACCCAAAGUUUACGAAGUUGUGUUUUAUUUAUAACCAUAGAGAUUUAUUAUUUAUUGUUUUUCACUUAAGUCAUUUACUGUAGCUUUACUGAACUGCUUGUAGAAAUUAUGAUAGAAGGGAAAAAAGGGGUUUGCUGUGGUUUAAUGCAAGAGGACAUCUCACAGGAUUAGCACAUAUUUACACAGAUCAUUUAAUAUCACAUUGCAGCUGCAGGCAUCUACAUAUAUACACAUUAGGCUUGACUGAGAUGCACUUUUUAUGGUCAUGAAUAAACAUUGCAUUUCAAACAA
Messenger RNA from Rhinichthys klamathensis goyatoka, 3136 nucleotides. RefSeq names its product tubulin tyrosine ligase-like family, member 11 (gene ttll11). Gene Ontology annotation, molecular function: tubulin-glutamic acid ligase activity; tubulin binding. Bases 102 to 2270 code for a protein of 722 amino acids. Gene Ontology annotation, biological process: protein polyglutamylation; microtubule cytoskeleton organization. The transcript is spliced from 9 exons. NCBI's taxonomy places the organism in Eukaryota, Metazoa, Chordata, Actinopteri, Cypriniformes, Leuciscidae. The record is from RefSeq and is a predicted model, not a curated record. Gene Ontology annotation, cellular component: cilium.